Molecule: messenger RNA, 670 nt
Organism: Pimephales promelas (fathead minnow)
Lineage: Eukaryota; Metazoa; Chordata; Actinopteri; Cypriniformes; Leuciscidae
Source: RefSeq, a predicted model, not a curated record
GGCGUCUGGAAUGUUGCUGGACGAGAUGCCCCUGUUUGAUCCCUCUCUACUCCAAGAGCUGGACUGGAGCAGCAACACCGUCUCCUUCUCGCCUCCCAUUUCUCCGUCUCAGCCUGGAGAAGGGCUGGUCCUCCGUCCUCUGUGUACUUCUGACCUAGACAGAGGCUUCUACAAGGUCUUAUCACAGCUCACGGUGGCUGGGGAUGUCACAGAAGAACAGUUCAAAGCAAAAUUUGAACAUAUGAAGAAAUCUGGAGACUAUUAUGUCAUAGUGGUGGAAGACACGAAUCUUGGACAAAUUGUUGCCACAGCAACACUUAUCAUUGAACACAAAUUCAUCCACGCUUGUGCUAAGAGGGGGCGUGUGGAAGAAGUGGUUGUGAGUGAUGUGUGCAGAGGAAAACAACUGGGAAAACUGUUGGUAUCAACAUUGACUCUCCUCAGCAAAAAACUGCAGUGCUACAAAGUAACACUGGAGUGUGCGUCGAAAAAUGUGGAAUUUUACAAAAAGUUUGGCUACUCCUCUUCAGAUGAGGCUUACAUGCAGUGCCGGUUCUUUGACUGAAUCCAUGAGAAUCUUGGAACAUCACAGAAUGUUUGCUUUAGAACUCUGAUCUGUUCUAUUCUCCGAGAAUCUUGGAUCAGACUACCUCCAAGUUUUCACUUUUAG